GCAAUAGAAACUCUGACAGGCGCGCUGUUUCAGCGACCACCCCUCAUUGCUGCUGUCAAACGACAACUGAGAGUCAGAACCAUCUAUGAGAGUAAGCUGGUGGAAUAUGAUCCUGAGAGGAGAUUAGGUAUCUUCUGGGUGAGCUGUGAAGCGGGCACGUACAUCCGAACACUCUGUGUCCACCUUGGUUUGCUGCUUGGCGUCGGGGGCCAGAUGCAGGAGCUCCGCAGGGUGCGCUCAGGCAUCCUGGGUGAGAAGGACAACAUGGUGACUAUGCACGAUGUUCUGGAUGCCCAGUGGCAGUACGACAAUAACAAGGAUGACAGCUACCUGCGGAGAGUUAUCCUGCCCUUGGAGAAGCUGCUGACUUCACACAAGCGGCUAGUCAUGAAAGACAGCGCGGUUAAUGCCAUUUGCUAUGGAGCCAAGAUCAUGCUGCCUGGUGUCCUGAGAUAUGAAGAUGGUAUUGAGCUUAAUCAGGAGAUAGUUGUCAUCACCACGAAAGGAGAAGCUAUCUGCCUAGGUAUGGAGCUCCUUGUUCUUCUUGUGCCCAGCUAA
This is a messenger RNA of Antrostomus carolinensis (chuck-will's-widow), 558 nucleotides long. Its product is annotated as H/ACA ribonucleoprotein complex subunit DKC1. The record is from RefSeq and is a predicted model, not a curated record. The annotation marks the transcript as partial. Gene Ontology annotation, biological process: mRNA pseudouridine synthesis; rRNA pseudouridine synthesis; snRNA pseudouridine synthesis. Gene Ontology annotation, cellular component: box H/ACA snoRNP complex. Gene Ontology annotation, molecular function: pseudouridine synthase activity; RNA binding. NCBI's taxonomy places the organism in Eukaryota, Metazoa, Chordata, Aves, Caprimulgiformes, Caprimulgidae. The transcript is spliced from 4 exons.